AUGCCGAGACGAGCACCACGACGUUAUCCGGAGCGUGACUCUUUCGUUGAUGCCGUUGGCUUCGCCGUUGUUGACUUGUCCUUGUUGGCAGGAUUUUUGUCCGCCCUCGCCCCGUGUCAGAAGUGCAAGAAAGGCGUUCUACACCUGAAGAUGGACAGCGGACGGAGGGCAGGUUUCGUGCCGAAGCUCUUGCUCGAGUGCUCCCAUCCGUAUUGUGGUAGUGGAGUCCGCACAGGCUACGAGUUUUGCACCUCGAAAAGAAUACAGUCAGCAACAGCUGCAUCUGGGCCGUUUGUGCUGAACCGUCGCAUGGUCUUAGCUGCCCGCGAGGUGGGCUGUGGUCAGGCUGCCCUGGACAGACUCGUGGCUAUUGUUGGACUCAUUGGAGGACUCAGCUCAUAUGCGUUCAGCGAGCAUGUUCGAGCUAUUGAUGCUGCCACGUCAUCAGUAGCUCAACAACUCCUUGCAGAGGCUGCAGCUAAAGUAAAGGAAAUUGAGAAGGCCAUUGAUGAUAAUGAUGCUGGAGUUCCAUCUGUGAAUGGCCCUAUUGACACAGCAGUCUCGUGCGACGGAACAUGGCAGAAACGUGGUCAUCUGUCACUCUUUGGCGUCCAGGCUGUCAUUUCCGUCGGCACUCGCAAGGUUCUGGACUACGAGAUCCAGAGCAAGCAUUGUCAUGCUUGCCAAUCUCGUGGGCAAUGGGACAAGACGACAUCUGCCUACAGGGAGUGGAUGGAUGCUCAUCGACCUCAUUGCCAGAUCAACUACCAUGCAUCGUCGAACAGCAUGGAGUCUGCCGGGGCAAAGGCGAUGUGGAGCCGGUCAGUGGAGAAGCAUAAUCUCCGCUAUACCAUCUUUGUCGGAGAUGGAGACAGUUCCACACACAAGAACAUCAAGGACAUCUAUGGGCAAGACCAUCCCGUAGAGAAACAUGAGUGCAUUACUCAUAUUCAGAAGCGAAUGGGUAGCCAGCUUCGGUCACUGAUCCUUGCACACAAGUCAACAAGUGUGAUUCCUUCUGCUGGCGGCAAGCGGACAGGGAUCAAAGGAUCACGUGGUCUGACAGCAAAGAUGAUCGACCAGAUGCAGAAUUACUACGGGAAGGCGAUCCGUGACAACCUGGGCGACAAGCCCAAGAUGAUCCGAUCCAUCAACGCCAUCUAUGGUCAUUUCUCUAAUGACCAUCAGCACUGCCCCGAAGGUGAGGAUACGUGGUGCAAAUACAACAGCCAGAAUCCUGAGUAUCAUCGCAAGUACAAGGAGAAGGACAUCGCACCAGAGGUUUUGGCCUUGUUGGAGCCAAGCCGUGAACGCCUCACUGAUCCUGAUCUACUCGAGAAGGUGCAAAGGAGGGAAACUCAGAACCCCAAUGAAGCACUUCAUAGCGUGAUAUGGAAGCGAGCUCCAAAACACCUCUUCGCCUCCUUUCAGGUAAAACAUCUAGCUUGUUGUCUGGAAACACGUAUUUCCAACACACUUUUGUAG
This is a messenger RNA of Corticium candelabrum, 1485 nucleotides long. RefSeq lists its product as uncharacterized. The coding region runs from base 1 to 1485 and encodes 494 amino acids. The record is from RefSeq and is a predicted model, not a curated record. The transcript is spliced from 6 exons. Lineage: Eukaryota; Metazoa; Porifera; Homoscleromorpha; Homosclerophorida; Plakinidae.